AGACAUCAGGGGGCUUCGCUGUACGAUGUUUUGGGUGUUGACAGAAAUGCCACCCAGGAGGAAAUUAAGAAGGCCUAUAGAAAGGUGAGUUUUGGAGGAUUUUAGUGUUAAAUUGAAAAGGGUGUGUGGAUUAAAGCUAAAAGUGGCACUAACAUUAUUUCCCCAAUUUACCAUUUUUUUCACAAGAUAAUAUAGGGAAAGUGAGAAGCAAGAUUUAGCAAUUUAUUUCUCUGCAGUUGCAGGCUAUACGCGUGUAUAAAUACACAAAAAUUCAAGGGCCUUGAUUCCAGAGAAAUUGCAUCAUUGUCAGAUAUCAAAAAAGUGAUUUACAUGGCACGUCAUUCCAAUCACCGCCGAAAAUAAAUCGCAUGCUCAUCACAAGACCCAUUUGUGUCCAGUGACGAGCUGUUACGGCAUGUGCACGGUAGUUAGCAUAAACAGUAAAAGGGAAAUGGUCUUAUCACCAAACGAUGAAGAAGUAGCUAAUUCUUCUAAAAAACAUACCCAAUUCAAGACUAGAGUGCACAAACCAUACCCUAUUUCAGACCAAAACAGCUAAAAAAACAUACCCUUUGGCGCGGCACAUACCUAUAUAGCCUAUAUAAGGGACUACCACCCUGGGGCAAAAAACGCGUUGCAGAUUAUGAGUCUCGCUGCUUUUGCAAGCGAGACUAAUAACUAUUUAAUGAGGUUAAAUGGAAGUACAAAAAGUCUAUAGUGUAGUAAAGACGUGAUCAAUUUGGUGUGGACCUUUGCUGAUACUUUAGUUUUCUUUGUUCCAGAUGGCAUUAAAACACCAUCCAGAUAAGAAUCCCAAUAACCCUGAAGCCACUGAAAAGGUAGGCCAAGCAGGGGACGAAUGUUAAUUAGGAUAGCCAGGUGCCUUUGACCCCUCCUUUUUGAGGCCUUCCAAGGGGUAGGAGCAACAGGUGACAUGGCCUGGAAAAUUGGCAACAGUCCUCUCAGAAAGCACUGACAAUCUAUUUUUUAUGUAGUGAAAGCGACUUCUGUUCACUUUGCUAUUUUGGCUGUUUCAGCAGCGAAAUAACAAAUUCUCUUCUGUUAUUUUCCAGAAAUCUCUGUUAGUUUGUUUGGAAUGUUUUCUAAUCCUGGUAUUCUUCUUGAAGGAAAAAGUGUAUCAAAAAUCAAUUUUUUUCCAGGCACUAAAAUACCUCUGCGUUAAAUUCCAAAUUGAGCAUCAGAAAAAAAUUUAUACCGAACUGACAACAACAUUUUUGUCCUAGCUUAAAUGCGACAGCAGCAUUUUUUCCUAACCCACCAGGUAACAGGCAGUCUCAGAAAACCCCCAAAAAACGAUAGCUCCCCCCCCCCUCCCCCUCCUUGGAAGGCCUCCUUUUUGGAAACAAUUUUAUUUAUUAACAAAAGAUAGAGUUUUACUGUGUUGGAGUACUGGCAAAUAGCUAUUAAGCUAAUCUAGGCAGUACAAGAAAGGACGAAGGCGAUGUUAAACACUAAUUGCAAAAAGAAGGGACAUCAGUAAAAAGCAGAAAUAAUUGCUGGAAGUUUUUGCUACAGUUACAUGUAAACUUCAAGCGUAGUGAUUUGUUAUAAAUUUUUUUGAACUAGACUGAAAUUAGAAUAAGAGGUAUGUACAACAAAUCAUCAGGUUAACUUCCCAAAAUAAGAAGGGCCAAAAGACUACAGAUGUAUGGUAAUAAUUACCAGUUACCAAUUAUUACCAAUUAUUGUAAUAAACAACAAAAAAUUAGGGGUUCAAAUUGAAGAGGAGAAUUUGGAGACCAAACUUGCCUGAACACUCAUUUUACAAAAGCAAUGUAAAAUUACUUCGUCCCCAGUUAGGAUAGGCUGCGCAGAAGACAUAAUUUCAUCUUCGUUAGCAACGUCUGUGAAGCAGCAUUAUUUAUCCUUGUUCUGGGCCUCCAGUGGACUCAACAAAUCACCGGAAGUGGGUUUCGAAUUUCCUUUCAUCUUGAUUGACAAAUUGACAAUGGCAUUUUUAACAGGCCAAUCAUGAUGCAUACUCAAAACCUGGUACACAGUUGGGGGCCCAGGAGGAGGGUUUUGGUGCUGUUUUACAGACAGACUCACCAGAGUUUAGUGUCAUCUGUGGCACAGGCUAUUUCGCAGAAACCUAAGUUGAUUGAAUAAGUCAACUUUCAGGAUCCUCUUUGGAGAUGCAGGUGCUUUAUCAUUCCAACUGCAAUGUAUUGGUAUGAAGAUUAUAUACAAGGGAUAAGCUGAAUACCACUUAAUACUUUUAGCUACAAUUAAUUUUUUUUCCUUCAGAAAAUAAGAACCUAAUUUAAGACCCUAAAUAGCCUUAUAAUUUUGAUAAUUACUGAAUACUUUGGAAGGAAAUCAACAUGUAAUCACAGUUUAAUAGUCCUGGUUAAGUCAGUCUAUUAUCAGAGUAUUUGCAACACAAAAUGUCCUAACCGUUUUCUCUAAAGUAGGACUGUUUUAAACUGUGAUUACAUGUUGAUUUCCUUCCAAAAUGUUCAGAGCUCAGGAAAGACUACACCUUCAUAGAGGCGAAGGAAGCAAGCUCUAUAGCCUGCGAUGCGAAUGCAGACGAAUUUCUGGUCAUCACUUCUCUCCACCGAAAAGUAGAAGGGAAGUGAUGACCAGAAAUACAUCUGUGUUUGCAGGCUACAAGUUCCAGGAAACUUUUGUUUUUAGUCUUUUUGCCAAGUUUACUCCAAUGUCUUUGCUAUUUUAAUGAUGGCUUUUUAUUAUUUUUCAGUUUAAAGAAGUAAACCAUGCACAUAGCAUAUUGUCAGAUCCCAGUAAAAGGGAAAUUUAUGAUAAAUAUGGUUCUAUGGGCCUCUAUAUAGCAGAGCAAUUUGGAGAAGAAGUGAGUGUCGUUUUUCUUAUUUUGUUUUGUUUUGUUUUAUUGUUAUUUUUAUUACUGAGAAAAAUAUUCACUGAUUGUUAUGUAAAAAAAGUAAAAAGGAAAAGCUCUGAAAUGGAGAUUUAUGAUAAAUAUGAUUCCAUGGGCCUUUCAUUGCACAUCAAUUUGGAGAAGAAUGGGUUUUUUUCUUUCCUUUUUUUGAUUAAAAAAAAUAGUUUCUGUUUCUGUUCGAAGAAACAAACAAAGCAAAAACAAAAUCCAGUAUUGUCUGUUGACACCACUGGUAUUCAGCUUGGUGAUUAAUUUUUUACUCACUCAUUUAGUCAAUGUGGUUUACAACAAAGCCGAAACGUGGAUCUAACACAGUUACCAAUGAUCUCAGUUUUUCUUUUUCUUUUAUGGUUAACAUAUGCAUGAGUGUCAGCGGUAAUGUUAAGUGAAGUAUUGUUCUUAUUUCCAUUUAAUGGCACUUGUUGUGUUUUUAAGUCUGUGUAUUACACUGUAGUUAGUAGGAAAGAAAACUGGCAAAAACCAAAGAUGAAAAUAACGGUGCUGCAGUAUAUUUUGAGUGCCAGUCUUUUGUUUUUUGUUCACAAAUUGUGACUGAAUAAAAUUGUUGGAAUGGAUUGCGUGACAAGCUAAAGUUUCUUACCCUGUGAUGUAAUAAGGGCGAGGCUGGAUGGGUGGGUUUGGGGUCAGUGAAAUUUUGUUUUGUUUUGAAAUGAACAAUAAUGAGCAUUUUUUGGAGCUGCAAGCUUCUCGCAACUUGUCUGUCAGUGCCUUCUGGGAAAACAGUAUUUAACAUUUCAGCCUGGCAUUUUUGAUGCUUUACGACGGUUUCGCUACUUUUCAAAUUCGCUGCGUUCGAGUUCGCUAAGCGUUCGUGGUAAAGUCCAAAACGUGCACCCUCGGAGGGGCAAGCUUAAAAGAACGAGAAAUGUAUUAAAAGCUUAUUUUUUAAGAGCGAUUAAGGGAAUAUUUUCAGUAUUUUACAGAAAGUAUAUAUAAUAUGUAGGGAAUUUGUUGCGAACUAGGACGUAGCGAACUCGACAAGUAGCGAAACCGGUUGUUAUCUUUUUAAUGAGCACAAUACUUUGUGCUGUCAUGUAGCAAAUACAAAGGAGGGCGUUUUAGCAAAACAUUUGUUUCUAAACAAACUGUGAGUGAUACAGGCUGUGUGUUGCAGCUUGUCAAUGAGAAGAAACAAAUUGAACGUUUUUCAAAGAUUGAUUUUCGUUGUUCAAUCUUAUUGGCUGGCUUUGAACGAGUUUGAACUUGUUGAACGAAAUGUAGACCAUCUACUCCCGUUUAUUAACACCGGUCGAAUGUAGCAGCACCAUUUUAACAUAAUGUGAGACUUGCCGUUUUAUAUCUAGAUGUGCCUUCUUAGUACUUCAAAUGUGAAAAACAAAUUUUUGAGUUAAACGUUAAGAGUUUGAGACAUUUCUAUAUUGUAUUCCAAUAUAAAUAGGAGUUGACUAAUUUCUCGUUCAGGCCUUAACAGUAUUUUAACCACAAGAUUGUUUUGAAAAACGAGGAAAUAGCGCCGACCUUGUAAAAUCAAAAUAGAUUUUGUUAAUUUUUAAAACAGUGCUUCAUUUAAACAUUGAAUUUCCCAUCAUUUUAAAACCAAUUUAAUGAAUUACACUGUCCGAUAAAUCUUUGGUAGAUAACUGGAAUGUUUCCCCUCUUUUGAGAUUAAGUUAAUAAUUGACGGUGUGCAAUUCGUCGUUUAUUUUCAUCAGUUUCCUUGGUUAUAAUCAACGAAAUUCCCGCAAAUAAUUUAUUCAACACUUUUGAUACUUAGGCCAAUGGCGAUUUUAGUUUAAAGAUAAUAGGAAGAAAGGAACAGUACUUUUAGUCUCAUUAAAUUUGCCGCAUACCGCAACUCAGGUGUUUCUUACGAAACUAUAUUUUCACACCGUGUCGAUUAGAUUCCUUCACUACUUGAAAUUUCGAUAGAAUAAUUAUUGUUAAUUGCUGUGAAAUUUCUUGUUAAUGGCUUCAUCUAAAAGAAUAGACAGUACGCCAGCUGGAGUUAAUCGACAUUUAUUUCUCCGGUGGAACAAACUUCAAGUGAAUGUAAUGGAAGAUCCUAGUUUUCGAGUCGUUCCAACUGUUGAAACAGUCCCCAAGGUUACGAGUCAAGCGCGACUAAUUUGGGGCGCCAAAAAUAGAGUCUUGAACGCUCAAAAGGAAUUAGAUGAAAAGUCAAAAACAAGCGAAAUCCAAGAAAAAGAUGUUCAUGCAACAGUAAAAAGAGUGAUGGAUGCCCAGAGUGGAAAAUCCAACCCGUUGGAGUACUUUAAGCAGCAUCGUUUUGACGAAGAAGUCGAUUUGAACGGUUGGCAUCUUGGGCCAGUAACCUCGCGUGAAGUUGCCACCGAGUAUUUUUCUUCCUCGACUAUUGUACGCUUGCUCCUUGCCAAUAACCGUAUCGGUAAUGAAGGUGGAAAAGCUGUUGCCAAAGGCCUGGAGACGAAUCUGUCUAUAAGAGAGCUUGAUUUGUCUGGAAAUGUGCUUGGACAAAGUGCAAUCUCCGCUAUUGGUGAGAUGCUAAACAAGAAAGAAACUUUACAAAAGUUGAAUCUCUCAAGAAACGAUUUAACUGACCAAGAUGUUGAGUUUUUUCUCCAUUCUCUUUGCCUUAAAAGUGGUUUAAAAGAUUUAGACUUAUCUCAUAACAUUUUAUGCGAUCAAUUUGGAGAACAGAUGUCGGUCGUUUUAGAGAAAAACUUUGUUCUUGAAAAGCUUUCCGUCAGUUCUAAUCAGUUGGAAGUAUCGGGCUUGCAAGCCAUGUCGACCGGUUUACGAAAUAGCGCAACUCUUCGUAACUUAAACAUUUCUUGGAAUUACUUAUAUGACGCAGGAGCUGAAAUUCUUGGUGAAGUGAUGGCUCAAAACCAAAGUCUUAUCGAAAUUUCAGCCUGUGGGAAUCUAUUUACAACUCAAGCUGCAAGCUUCCUUGCCAAAGGGGUUAUUAAUAACUCCAACUUGAAAGUUCUUCGUAUAGGUCAGAAUUUGAUAAGAAAUUCCGGUGCCCAUGAAUUUUUAAAUGUUUUAUCUGUCAGUGACGCACCAUCCACCGUCUUGGAAGUCUUAGAUAUAAAUGGAACUGUUGUUGACAAGGAGUUUCAAAAACGGAUUGAGACGGAGUUAUGCGAGAGAUUUCCUUCUUUGAACGUUGUCAAUUUUUCGCUUGUUGACAACAUAAAUAACAAGCUUGAACCUGUUGAGAAAAAAGCUCCGGUUAAGAUGUAAAAAAAAAAACGUUUUUCCACCGAAAUUUGAAAAACCACUUUGUAUUAAAAUAUUGAUAAAACAAGAUAAGACUGUUAUGUGAGGUGAUUAGAAUAAGAAAUUUAAUAUUUUGUCGUUUAAAUGAAAUUUUAUCCAGUUAGGUUAUAUUAAUGAGUACGGUACAAAGUUUUUUUCAUUGCCUGGAGUGAAAAAGUAUGCAUCUACUUAAGUGUUUUUAAAUUAUAUUCAUGCAAACAUCGUAAUGAACCAGAUAGUCCGGUAUUUGUACCAACUGGUAGGCCUUUUGCAUUAGUUGAUCACGUGAUCAACUUGCGGUAAACACUUAAACAGUUCGCUUUUGAAAAAUUUUGGUAUCACGAGCUGAAAGAGCAUAUUAAAAUUAGCUAACCUGUAAAUUUUUCAGAGACUACAACGACCGCCGGAAAUUGGAAGGAUUUGUAUGAGAAAAACAACUCUUUCCACCCAGUCACGCUUGGGUGGUUUUCCACACGACUCCUUGUAAAUUCUGAAACGAAAUAUUUCACGACAGUUUGAAAAUCUCAAUAUUUACAAGGAUUUGUAUGGGUGCGUGAUUGGGUGGCAAAAGUUGUUUUUCUCAUACAAAUCCUUCUAAUUUUCGGCGGCCGUUGCAAUCGCUACUUUUGAGACAUACGGCUGAAAAUUUACAGGUUACCUAAGUUUAAUAUACUCUUCCAGCUCGUGCUAACAAAAUUUUUCAAAAGCGAACUGUUUUCGUGUUUACCGAAAGUUGAUCACAUGAUCAACUAAUGCAAAAGGCCUACUGUUCAGCUACUGGCUACGACAAGAAGCAUUUACCAUAAAUGGUCGGUCUUGUUUACUACGCCUUGUGAUUGGCUGAUGUAUUUUCGCGCCAUUUUGUCAACAAACCAGGUGUAAAACGAGUAAAACUUGACUGCUGCACGCACUUUCCCGCGCUCAAGUUUGUUUUGUUUGUUUGAUUCGCCACAUACACAGAUAUUUGACGAAUAAUAAAAAAAAUUCAAUUAAGCCAAAGCAAAAACAGUAACUAGAGAGGCAGGAGUGCCGUAAAUGUUGUGGCCAAUUAUCGCGGACCUGUGGAAAUUCAUGAGAGAGAUUUCAACCUCUGGAGAUCUAAAAUCUGGAGAUUUUCUCUUUCGCAGUAACUCUCCCACCCACCCACAUUUAUACCAAUCGACCCAGUCCCCAAAUUUUUUUUAUGGGCAUAGAUCAGGCCGUUAAACGAGUCUUGAUUGAGGUACACAGGGUUCUGAUUGAAUUAAGCAAAUUUUCAACCAAUCAGAUGCAAUAUCCAGAUCUGGGUAGUGACACGUCAUCAGUAUGGCUUUCUGCGGUCGUUUCUCUGACGUAAUUUCGCGGGAAAACCAAUGAUGGCGUCGCGAAUUCGCUUCUGCUUUCUUAGGCUACAGUGAGUCACUUCAUGACAAGUUCGACGUUUGUCCCAGAUUAAGUUCGUCUGACUGAGUUUGAAUCGACAUGUGCGUUCUAUCCUUCCGUUUCAAACGGAUAGAUGGUGUUAAGAUGCUGCUAUUUAUUUCGGUAGAAAUAUAUGGAGCAGUUCACGUCGGGAAAACGAGAACUGCCCUUUACAAACGGAUUUCUGCAACGGGGGGAGGGGGUGAAUUCCACCUUUCGACGGUAUACGUUUUCGUGCCAUAUUUUUUUUCUUUCCAACUGAGUGUUUAAGGUUUGGUCCAGCAGUCGAACUAAGCUAAAUUAAGGUCGACUCAAAUGACAUUUUGGUUCGUCUCGUGAAAAACUGGACGUUUUGGCCGUGGCCUAAGUAAAGAAUAUUGUAGUUCCAGUGAGACCUUAAACUGCUGUAAAAUAAAAAAUUAAAAGUUAAAAAUUAAAACUAAGACUGAAAGGAACUUGACUUUUUGUUUUUAAUUAUAUGGUUAAAAGUUACGCCUGGUACUCCAGUCUGAAUGUCCCCAUUUUCUUUGUCGAGUACCCAGCAAGUCGAAACUACUUGAUUCAGGUUUCCGCGGCUCUUGCGCCGUUCAAUUUUUGACUCCUUUUCUUUUCUUUAUGCUUUUCAGAAUGUCAAAUUAUACUUUAGGCUUAACAGUGGCUGGUGUAAGGUAGGUGAAGAUCUUAUACCAUGUUCCUAAUAGUUAACAAAUAAAAAAAUGAAAAAAUGAACUGCUUGGUAUGUAAUAUGUUAUUUAUCGUUGUUUACCAAUUACAUGGGCAAACCGGCGGUUCACCGUUUGGGCAAAUGGUUAGCGAUAUUAAAUUUCGUCACGGAAUCGCGUUUACCAUCGGUACAAAUGAGUUCCAUUUACCGAAAAACGGCCUCGAAGGCCUGACACGAGAUGCGAUUUCACAAAUGGAACACGAAUUUCCGUUUGGAACAUUCCGUCCGGAAACAAUACCUUUGUAGUUGUUCUGUCUCCUGGAAAUUUUCCGCUGGAACGAUCCAAAAAGUCUUGAUCCAUUGGCUUUCCAACCGGAUUUUCCGUAAACUUUUAGUAAAUGCUAAAUAACUUAAGGCUCUCUCAGUAAGCCAAAGCGACUAUAAAUUUUGUCAUAUCCUUCCCAUGGCUAUAUUUGUCCAUGGUAAACUCUUUUGAAAUUCACCUUGUCGGAACAUACGGUGGCCCAUAGGUGCCGUCCCAAUAUUCUUGCAACCCAUACAAAUUUUAUUCCGUUAAAUUGUUUACCCCGUGAUAAUUAGGGACAUGUAACGGACCCUUUGCAGAGAAGCACUCAGGGUCUUUAAAUAACUGAGAAGAAAGUGCUGCCUUUGCAACGACAUCUGCGAAUGGUUAGACUUUCUAGUCUUCACCGAUAAGGACGAAAAACCGUAGGUCCCGUCUCACAGCUCUUUCACUGAUCAGUUCAUGUCGGACGUAAAAGAACUCACACCGCUGUUCGAAAAGAGUAGGGGACGUAGUCCACGGUGGUCUGGCCAACCGGCUUUACGGUUUGUGGGAUUGGGUAGGGAUGGAACCUCGCAUGGGACCUAUGAGUCCCGUUUCGUGCCCAUUCCCUCUGGGCAGGCCUGUGUCCAGAAAAAGCUGGUAAAGCAGUCAGAUGCGACAAAAACAGCUAGCUGGAUGACAAACGACGCACUAAGGCGAGAAACCAAAGAGAUUACAUCGUUCAAAAAACCAAAAAACUGAUAUCCUUUCCUUCAAGGCCCCACUGCAUUGUUUGCCGUACAGCAAGGUGUUCUUGUACCAUGUGACCGACGGACAUUUGACAACCAGGGCCCGGUUCCUGAAAGGCCGAUUAACGUUAAUCCAGGAUUAACAUUUUGUUCCGUUUUUGUAUUUUACAUUCCUAUGCGUUGCUUAGGGUAAAAUUUUGUGUUACCAUUACUGUGUCUAGUAGUAAAGGCUCAAGAGUAUUUUGUAACCUCGAGUUGAAUGUUCUUAGAUGACAAAACCGUGCGUGAAAUUUGGCUUAAUUUUGGGUUUAAAGUUAACCAUCUUUCGAGGGACCGGACCCAGAAAAUAACAAAAAGAACCCUUUGAAACCGGGUGAAUAAUCACGUGUGCAUGCUCUUUUUCGAACAGGCGCUGUUUAUGUUCUGCGGUCUCAUUACGUGCUGUUACUUCUGCUGCUGUUGUUUCUUUUGUUGUAAUUUCUGCUGUGGUAAGUGUAAGCCAGUUCCCGAUGAACAGUGGGAAGAAUUCGAAUUUGAUGACGUCAAAGACGACGAUGAACCAAUAACGACGCAACCAGGAAGCAACGGAAAUCACACGAGUUCCGAGCAGCCGAAGUCGCCUGGCGUUGAUAGCGCGACUAGCAACAGCACGGCUAAUUCCGCUAUCCCCAUGCCCUCGUCGUGA
This is a messenger RNA of Porites evermanni, 9894 nucleotides long. The record is from the annotation of a GenBank genome assembly. NCBI's taxonomy places the organism in Eukaryota, Metazoa, Cnidaria, Anthozoa, Scleractinia, Poritidae.